Fusarium musae is the source of this 234-nucleotide messenger RNA. RefSeq lists its product as uncharacterized. The record is from RefSeq and is a predicted model, not a curated record. The coding region runs from base 1 to 234 and encodes 77 amino acids. The transcript is spliced from 2 exons. Lineage: Eukaryota; Fungi; Ascomycota; Sordariomycetes; Hypocreales; Nectriaceae.
AUGAAUGCCGCCGUUCAAAGUCCCGUUUUGGAUGCAUUCGCUGUCGACGUCGUCGACACUCAAGUGGUGCGAUGGCCUAGACUCCAUCAAACGCACCCGUCGAUCCGACAGCAGAAGCACCUCGAUACGCAAGGGCGAACCGUCUUCUUUGAAGGGGGUUUCGAUACCUCAGCCCCCCCUGGAUCUGGACUCUACUACUACAUCUGGCGCGAUAUCCGAUACCCCAACCCCUGA